Trypanosoma theileri is the source of this 1656-nucleotide messenger RNA. RefSeq lists its product as uncharacterized. The record is from RefSeq and is a predicted model, not a curated record. NCBI's taxonomy places the organism in Eukaryota, Euglenozoa, Kinetoplastea, Trypanosomatida, Trypanosomatidae. The annotation marks the transcript as partial. The transcript has a single exon.
AUGAAUAGAAAUUGCAUGCGGGAGCGGGAAAAGCAUCAAUGUACAGUAGAGAUCCGAACACGUAACGCCCAACAGCCGUUGUCGUCCUGUGAAGAUGAAAAAGACUCCCAACUACCCCUUCACAUUCCCAGCAACAACAACAACAACAACAACAACAACAACGGCAGUAAAACCCAACGCCGAUUAGGGACUAGCAGCACCUCCAUUUCCUUUGAUGAGAGUGUGUGUAGUGAGUCCACAUCCCACCGCAGUCAAACAGCACGAAAACGACGAGGGAAGAGUGAGUGUGCAAGUGAAACGACAUCCGCCUCUGCACGAUCCUCCCGCAUUUCAUGGCGACUACCGCAAAAGGAACAAAAACCCAUUCAAGAAUGGUCCAAAUCACGACCAGACAGCUUUCACCGGGAUGAUCGUGUUUUGUAUACACCCAAGAAGGAGGAACUAUCCGUGAAAACCACAUCCAGUCUAAUCCUUAAUGAUGCCCUUAGUGAAGCACCGUCAGUGACAACAGCCACUUCCACGAGAUUGAGAGGAAGUAGAAGAAAUGUGCUGGUCCGUACCUUUAAUCACGGCAACACUACAGAAACAGCACUAACUAAACAACAACUAGAGAAACAUAUGCGGCGUGCUCAUCAAAACACCUCAUCGGGGAAUACAGCAGUAGUAACAGGUGUAGGGAAUAGUCUGACGACGUGGGAUUGGGAUUUGGCGAAUGGUGAAAAGCGUGGAGGCAGUACAGUUCUCAGUUCUCGUCAACAUCACCAGCAGAAAAAAAAGGACAAGGCGCAAAGCACGAUCCCUACAUCUACAAAGAACAAUCGAGAUGUUACUGCAUCAGCAAAAGGUAAGGAGUCUGAUCAUACCGCAGAAGAAGAAGAAGAACUUAUUGCACGCUUCUACGCUCAACAAAAUGCACAACGUCGAAAGUCUGUAACUAAGGCAGAAACAGAAACACAACCAUCGUCUUCUUCAACAAACGGGGCACUCAGUAUAACUAAUACGCAACAACUAUCCAUUUCAGAUAAUCCACAACAACAACAACAACAACCUGAACUAGAUGCAUCAAUUAAGUCUAGCUAUACAGGUACCCCCCACAACAUCCACGUACAACAAACUUCAACAAUUUCCCCACCUAAUACAAUCAAAAACGAAACGUACACUUUACCAGAUACACCUUCAGAAGCAAAAGCCAUUUCAACACUUGAGGAUUUCAGACAACACGUCAUUCAAAAGAAACAAAAACAAGGAGAAAACAUACAAAACCAUUCGGCAACGAAAACUUUCAAUAAUAAAAUGGAGACCUCCACUACAACUGAACAUCAUACAAGUGGCACUGAAGGACGAGAAAUUGUAAUAAAUAUAGAAGAUGAUUCAAUUACACAACAGCAAGCAAAAAAAGAUGGCGUCGCCAUUGCUGAGGAGGAGGAGUCCCAUCACAGUUCAGUACUGAGUGCUGUGCGGCAGCAGGUGCAUCUGGUUGAGAGCAAGAUGGAACUGAGUGCAGAUGAGCAGCGAGAUCGAGCCGCCAUUGCUGAGGAGGAAGAAUCUAAUCACAGUUCAGUACUGAGUGCUGUGCGGCAGCAGGUGCAUCUGGUUGAGAGCAAGAUGGAACUGAGUGCAGAUGAGCAGCGAGAUCGAGCCGCCAUUGCUGAGGAG